AUGACGACAGAACAUGAGAAGGAGAUUGAAUCAUUCGGGGCUAAUAAUGAUUUUUGGAUCUUUGGAUACGGAAGCUUGAUCUGGAAACCACCGCCACACUACGAUCAAAGACUUCCAGGAUAUAUUGAAGGUUACGUGAGGCGGUUUUGGCAGGUACAUCACCGCGGUACGCCCGAAGCACCUGGCCGCGUCGUAACCUUGAUUGAUCGGGCGCAUUGGGAGACGUUGGGCGAUCAACAUGACGCCCCCUCUCGUGUCUGGGGCGCAGCAUACCAUAUUCCCGCCCGCCACGUCGAGUCUGUGCGCAAAUAUCUUGAUCUCCGAGAAAUAAACGGCUACUCUAUCCAAUUUACGCCUUUCCAUCCUGCCGUUAGCAGCGCGACUGCUGCGCCCGAAGAAGUGCCUGCCGAGGAUUCGUCGUCGUUGCCUUCGACAGCCAUCAAGGUCACGAGCACAGAGUCACUGGUGCCCGAGCCAGAGUGCAUCAAGUGUCUGGUGUACAUUGGUCUUCCAGAAAAUCCCCAAUUUCUAGGUGCACAGGACCCGGAUGCGUUGGCGAGGAAAAUCCUGCAAAGCAAGGGCCCAAGUGGAGAGAACAGAGAAUACUUGUACAACCUUGAUGUUGCGCUGCUCGGAUUGAGCGAAGACAGUGGCGAUGCGCAUGUUAGCGAUUUGGUUGGGCGCUGCAGAGCAUUGGAGGAGGAAAUGGGCAUUGUGGGCGGAAACGAAGGCGAGAAGAGUAGUGAGGUGUUGCACAGAGUGGGAAGCAUAGAGGAGCAAGAGGAGGUGGAAAAGUAA
Molecule: messenger RNA, 798 nt
Organism: Bipolaris oryzae ATCC 44560
Lineage: Eukaryota; Fungi; Ascomycota; Dothideomycetes; Pleosporales; Pleosporaceae
Exons: 6
Coding region: 1-798 (265 amino acids)
Biological process (GO): carbohydrate metabolic process; glutathione catabolic process
Cellular component (GO): cytoplasm
Molecular function (GO): zinc ion binding; gamma-glutamylcyclotransferase activity; aldehyde-lyase activity
Source: RefSeq, a predicted model, not a curated record